UAUAUUGUGAAGCUAUUUUAAACAUCUAACCAAGAAAAUUUGAGAGAAAUGGAGGUGGAGAGAGUGCAAGAGAUUGCUAAUUUCUCGAAAGAAACAAUCCCGGAAGAAUUCAUUAGAACAACGUACGAGCAGCCAGCACUGACUACGGUUCAGGGGACGGUGCUAGAGGUCCCGGUUAUCGAUCUAAGCGCCCCCGAUGAAGAGAAGGUUGUACGAGCCAUUGUGGACGCUAGCAGUAAUUGGGGAAUGUUCCAAGUUGUGAACCAUGGCAUUCCCCAUGAAACCGUAAGGAAGCUGAAAGAGGUCGGAAAGGCUUUCUUCGAGCUCCCACCACAUGAAAAGGAAGCUUACGCCAAGUCCCCGGGAUCUCAAUCCAUUGAAGGCUAUGGAACGAAGCUUCAAAGAGAAGUUGAAGGGAAGAAAGCUUGGGUUGAUCAUCUCUUCCAUAAGAUCUGGCCUCCUUCUGAAAUUAACUAUCAAUUUUGGCCUAAAAACCCACCUUCUUACAGAAAGAAUAACGAGGAAUACGCAAAGCACAUGCAUGGGGUGGUCGACAAGCUAUUUAGAUGUCUGUCAUUAGGGUUAGGGCUGGAAGGGAAUGAGAUGAAGGAGGCUAUGGGUGGCGACAACAUGGUUUACCUUCUUAAGAUCAACUACUAUCCGCAGUGCCCUCAGGCGGACCUGGCGCUCGGCGUGCCUGCUCACACCGACAUGUCUGCCAUCACCAUAUUGGUGCCUAAUGAUGUCCAGGGCCUCCAAGCUUGUAAAGAUGACCAUUGGUAUGACGUUGAAUACAUUCCUAAUGCACUCAUUGUUCACAUUGGAGACCAAAUCGAGAUUGUGAGCAACGGAAAAUACAAGAGUGUGCUUCAUAGGGCCAAAGUGAAUAAAGAGAAGACAAGAAUUUCAUGGCCAGUGUUUGUGGAGCCACCAUCGGACUUAGAAGUAGGGCCUCAUCCUAAGCUCGUUAAUGAAGCAAAUCCACCUAAAUUCAAAUCCAAAAAGUACUCUCAGUAUUGUUUCUGCAAGCUCAACAAGACUCCCCAAUAAGCUGUUUCUUUACCGUAAAUAAAAUUACAGCUUAAACUAAACAAGCUUCCAUGGCCAGCUCUGCAGUGAAAAUAAGAAUUACCGUAUCUAGGAAUAUGUGUGUGAAGUUUUAUGUACCGUUUCAAGCUUCAUCCUUCUUCUUCUGUUCAUUGCUGUACCAUCUUUCCAGUGAUUAUUAGAUUAUCAUUCAAAUGA
This is a messenger RNA of Gossypium arboreum, 1245 nucleotides long. RefSeq names its product flavonol synthase/flavanone 3-hydroxylase-like. The transcript has 3 exons. Bases 49 to 1050 code for a protein of 333 amino acids. The record is from RefSeq and is a predicted model, not a curated record. NCBI's taxonomy places the organism in Eukaryota, Viridiplantae, Streptophyta, Magnoliopsida, Malvales, Malvaceae.